CCCAGCCAUGGAGCCAGACAACAGCCCCCGGAAGAUCCAGUUCACGGUCCCGCUGCUGGAGCCGCACCUCGACCCCGAGGCGGCGGAGCAGAUUCGGAGGCGCCGCCCCACCCCUGCCACCCUCGUGCUGACCAGUGACCAGUCAUCCCCAGAGAUAGAUGAAGACCGGAUCCCCAACCCACUUCUCAAGUCCACGUUGGCAAUGUCUCCACGGCAACGGAAAAAGAUGACAAGGACCACACCCACAAUGAAAGAGCUCCAGAUGAUGGUUGAACAUCACCUGGGGCAACAGCAGCAAGGAGAGGAGCCUGAGGGAGCCACUGAGAGCACAGGGACCCAAGAGUCCUGCCCACCUGGGAUCACAGACACAGAAGUGGAGUCAAGGCUGGGCACCUCUGGGACAGCACAAAAGCCUGCAGAAUCCACCCCUAAAACUCAGGAGAGGGGCAGUGAGGAACCCAGCACAGAGGAACCCUCAACUCACAUACCACCACUGGAUUCCCAAGGAGCCAAUUUGGUCUGACAGAGAAGGAGGUAUCCUGGAAUCAAAACUGCAGUUUGGGAAUGCAUAGACACUGGAUUUGUUUCUUAUUUCUUCACUUUGGGGGGAAAAUCUCGUUUUUAAAAAGUGAUAAAUUUGAUGUUAGGUC
This is a messenger RNA of Galeopterus variegatus (Sunda flying lemur), 650 nucleotides long. RefSeq names its product protein phosphatase 1, regulatory (inhibitor) subunit 1A (gene PPP1R1A). Gene Ontology annotation, cellular component: cytoplasm. Gene Ontology annotation, molecular function: protein phosphatase inhibitor activity. The transcript has 7 exons. Gene Ontology annotation, biological process: intracellular signal transduction. Bases 8 to 523 code for a protein of 171 amino acids. The record is from RefSeq and is a predicted model, not a curated record. NCBI's taxonomy places the organism in Eukaryota, Metazoa, Chordata, Mammalia, Dermoptera, Cynocephalidae.